Messenger RNA from Pseudovirgaria hyperparasitica, 1323 nucleotides. RefSeq lists its product as uncharacterized. Lineage: Eukaryota; Fungi; Ascomycota; Dothideomycetes; Acrospermales; Acrospermaceae. The record is from RefSeq and is a predicted model, not a curated record. The transcript has a single exon. The coding region runs from base 459 to 1073 and encodes 204 amino acids. Gene Ontology annotation, cellular component: kinetochore.
CAUGCUUCUGCAGUUCACCGAAGAAUUUGCAAUCGCGAACACACUUGCCGUCACAUUGUUCUUCCGGGCCCAGGCAAUAGUCUGCUCUCCCAAUCACCAGUCAGUACGCGCACCCCGCAAGCAUGUCAUCAAUAAUUCCUGCGGACGACGAGGAUGACUACAUGUCAAUGAUCAUACCAGAUGCAAAACCGAAGAAACCUGAAACCUCUAUCCAACGCCGAGCUCGAAAGCAACGCGAAAAUGAAGAACGUGCGCGUCCCAAGUCCAAGACGGAAAUCGAAGCAGAGAAGGAGAAGGCUCGCGAGGCUGCUCUCAAUACUGCAAUCGACAGCUCCAAUAAAGGAUUCAAGAUGAUGGCAAAACUAGGCUUCAGACCCGGUGAUACCCUUGGGCGCUCUGAGACGGCUAGAAAAGAACCAAUCAACAUCAGUGUCAAAGAUGACCGAGGAGGUAUCGGAAUGGACUCGGAGAAGAAGCGCAAGAUAAGGGAGGCCGCAGAAUCUGCAGAGAGGACUGCGAAAAAGGUCAAAGCCGACGAGGGAGACUACAGAGAGCGCAUGCGAAUGGAAAGAGAAGAGCGCAAACUCUUCGGACAGCUGAAGGGUGCCCAAAAGGUAGCUGAAAAGCUCGACAUGGAACUUGAGGGACAGAACAGUGACGGUGCUGGAGACACCGAGGCGCAAUCCGUGAUGAUACAAGAUAAGCCGCUGAGACAGAUCAAUGUGCUAUAUAGGACUCUAGAGCAUGACCGACGCCAUAAAGAGCGCGAUCGUGAACUGCGAGCUGAGCUACAAGACCGGCUUUCGAGCCUCCAAGCAGAUCAUGACACCGAUGAGGACGAGGACGAUCGCGUCGCGUUAGGCAAAACGGUCAAGACUUCACUUAUCGCUGAGGACAUUGACGAAGAAGACCUGGAGCUUGAGCAAUUUGAGAGUCUUCCCCUCUCUGACCGUCUGCUCAAAGUUACGAGCUAUCUGCGUGAGAAACACCACUAUUGCUUUUGGUGCAAACAUGGGUACGCCGAUGACAGCAUGGAUGGCUGUCCCGGAACAACUGAAGAUGACCAUGACUGACACAGUGUCUAUUCAAAAUUCAAACACUAUGACGACUGGGUGACUUGAUGCUAACUCUGAAUGUUUGCUCCGUCGCUGAAUGGACGCUCUGCCGCUCAAGGUAUUUUCAGGAUAGACAAGUGUAGACCUCCUGGUUAUUUUCCACUUCAACAUUGUAAGCCAUAGAACACGUUCUAGCCAGUCAGGAAAUUGACGUCCUGGCACUCUACACAAUAACAACAGCAAUGUAAACAUGUGCACAAACUCGUAG